Molecule: messenger RNA, 672 nt
Organism: Asparagus officinalis (garden asparagus)
Lineage: Eukaryota; Viridiplantae; Streptophyta; Magnoliopsida; Asparagales; Asparagaceae
Exons: 2
Coding region: 221-523 (100 amino acids)
Source: RefSeq, a predicted model, not a curated record
UUACCAGGGGUUUAAGUGAAAACGCCCCAAAUUCAAUUGGGUUUUGGGAAAUUUAAAUCCAACGGCCGCCACCGUCUCUCUUUCCCCUCUGCGUCAAAUCCCUAAAACCCACUGCUCGUUUUCCCUUAAAAACCCUAGCCCAAACCCUAAUCAUCGCCGGCGUCACCACCGCCGAGGUCUACGUCGCCAUAGACGCCGUCUCCUUCGCCGCCGGCGUCAAAUGGAAGGGCCUAAUAAUGGGAAGCAAAACCGACCCUUGUUAUUCGCGUGCUUCAUGAUGAUGAUGUCCAUGAAAGCGUUGACAGUUUUAUCCUUCAUGCCUCAUGACCCAAAGGUUCAGCUGUAUUACCAAAUUGCAGCUACUCUUAGCUUGGUGGUUACAGUUAAGAGUGUUGUGAUGAUAACCUAUUUGCUUACGAGGGGGAGCGUUGGUCAGAAGUACUCUCUUAUUCACCGUGUACUUUCUGCGGCCUUCUUUGUUAUAAUUGGAGCAAUCAUUUGCUUCGGUGUUUUUCUUCAGUAGUUCAGUGUUGUGUGUUGCUAACAAACUCAAAUGAUUAUCGUAUGCUGCUUUCCAAAUUUAGUUUGAGCUACCGUUUCAUGUAUAUAUAGUUCUUACGCUUUAUGUGGAUGUCCUCAGCUUAGCAGCUACCAUUUCAGUUUUCAUUUCUU